Molecule: messenger RNA, 2591 nt
Organism: Synchiropus splendidus (mandarinfish)
Lineage: Eukaryota; Metazoa; Chordata; Actinopteri; Syngnathiformes; Callionymidae
Gene: opn4a
Product: opsin 4a (melanopsin)
Exons: 11
Coding region: 518-2023 (501 amino acids)
Biological process (GO): G protein-coupled receptor signaling pathway; visual perception
Cellular component (GO): membrane
Molecular function (GO): G protein-coupled receptor activity
Source: RefSeq, a predicted model, not a curated record
GGGUGCAGUGGCGCGCGCGACUCACCUGGAGACCCGAGUUGCUGCUCACAGCGCUGAGACGCAGCUGCGGCAGAAGCCAGACUCCAGCGCGGAGGCUGACGCUGACAUUUCUUACGUCUUGUAUUUGAAUCGAGCGGGACUCACUCUCUCUCACACGCGCACGCACGCUCUGUUUCCAGCGGCUCAUUGAUUACCGAUCAGUGACCUUCAUUGGUGCUGUGGAACAUGGAGUCACGUGGCUCCUCGCAUUUUCAGCCUCGCUUACAUGAACGAAGUUUCCCAGAACCAAUCGACCAGUCUGGGCUUUGGUUAUCAUCUGAGGUCCAACGCAGCGCCAGGACAAGCGAGCAGUGACCUGCUCCUGCUGCAGAGAACGAGACUGUGUGUUGGUCCCAGCGAAAGGUUCUGAUGAUCCCUGUUCAUUUCUUCAUUGCCUUUGUUGUCUGUGUGAGCGGCAGCCGGGAGGACAGGCCCGCUGGCCGACUGUCAGUGCCACGUCUAGCAUGCUCAGGAAGUGAUGUCGCCGGAGAACCCCUUCCCCACCGUGGACGUGCCGGACCACGCCCACUACACCAUCGGCUCCUUCAUCCUGGCCAUCGGCAUCACCGGCACCGUCGGCAACUUCUUGGUCAUCUACGCUUUCCGUAGGAGUCGGAGCCUCCGCACCCCGGCCAACAUGUUCAUCGUCAACUUGGCCAUCGCCGACCUGCUGAUGUGCGUCACGCAGACGCCCGUCUUCUUCAUCAGCAGCAUGAGGAAGAGGUGGAUCUUUGGGGAGAGAGCCUGUGAACUCUAUGCCUUCUGCGGAGCUCUGUUUGGGAUCUGUUCCAUGAUCACGUUGAUGAUCAUCGCCGUGGACCGAUACUUUGUCAUCACGCGACCUUUGACCUCCAUUGGAGUUUUGUCCUACAAACGGGCCUUUGUCGUCGUCAUGGUUGCCUGGGCCUACUCUCUGGGAUGGAGCCUGCCGCCUUUCUUCGGCUGGAGUGCCUACGUGCCGGAGGGUCUCAUGACGUCGUGCACGUGGGACUACAUGACCUUCACGCCGUCAGUGCGAGCCUACACCACGCUGCUGUUCACCUUCGUCUUCUUCCUGCCGCUGGCCGUCAUCAUCUACUGCUACGUCUUCAUCUUCAGAGCGGUGCGGAGCACCAACCAGACCAUGCAGAAGCUGAGCAUCAGCAGCCGGGAGUCGGGCAGGACUCUGACUCGGCUGCAGAACGAGUGGAAGAUGGCCAAGGUGGCGCUGCUGGUCAUCCUGCUGUACGUGGUGUCCUGGGCCCCCUACUCCAGCGUGGCGCUGACAGCCUUGGCCGGCUACGCCGACAUGCUGACGCCGUACAUGAACUCCGUUCCCGCCGUCAUCGCCAAAGCCUCCGCCAUCCACAACCCCAUCAUCUACGCCAUCACACACCCCAAGUACAGGCUGGCGCUGGCCCGCUACGUCCCGGGUCUGGCCGCGCUGCUGUGCGUGCGACCCCAUGACCUCCGCUCGGGCAGCAGCAGCAGCAGCUUCGUGUCCACGCGUCGCUCCACCCUCACCAGCCAGACGUCUGAGGUCAGCGGGCCGCUGAGGGGGCGGAGCCUCAGCAAGCCGCGCCUCUCCUCCGCCUCCGACAGCGAAUCGGGUUGGACGGACACGGAGGCGGAGCUCAGCAGCCUGGGCUCCAGACCCGCCAGCCGCCAGGUGUCCAGUGAGCUCAGCAGGGACACGGCGCAGGGCGUACGGGCCUCCAGCGUCAGGUGCAAGAUGAAGAGUCUGGACUCGGGAGUGUUUGAGAAGCAGAGUUCCUACGACACGGAUGUCUCCAUGGUGACGGUCAGCGAGCGCGGCGCCGGGGCAGCGCAGGACGUGGACUCGGCUGACGUGACCCGAGCCGUCAUCUGCCGCAUCCCCAGCAUCGUGGUGACCCAGACCAGCCCCUUCCUUCCUAUUGGCCCGCGCGGCUCCAGCCUGAAGCACGGCGCCGCCGGCUCCUCGGGCGGAGCUUCCGGGACCACCGCGGCCGGGCCAGGGCGAUGAACCGGGCCCGUGAGCCCCGGCCCUGCGCUGGCCCUGUGGUCCGUUUUCCUCGACUGUGUUGCUUCCUCUCUGUAUUCUGUCAGUCGUCCUUGUCAUUUAUUGUCAUGACCUUUCACCUCACCGUGAACAGUGUGGCUCCUUCUUUUCUCUGCUGAUGUGGGGACUGCGGCCACGAGCUGCCACUGUUGCAUCGAGACCUGAGCCUUCAACUCACGCAGUCACAUGUCGAACACAACUUUGCUGCUGUGGUGACGUCACCUUUCGCUUGUGAAAAGUCCGUCCAAAUCGCAUUCGUCUUCCUGUCACUGCGUCUCUGGAGUCCUGGGACUGACUGUUUCAGAAACCCAAAGAAUGGGGAUCCACCAGAGGGCGCUAUUGUCCAAGGCUUGCAGUGAUGCCUGCACCUGGAUGAACCAGGUCCUCCCUCUCUCUCUUUUCUCUCUCCCUCUCUCUCUUUUCUCUCCCUCUCUCUCUCUCUUCCUCUCUCCACCCCCCACCCUCCCUCCCUCUCUCUCCCUCUCUCUCUUUUUCUCUCUCUCUCUCACUCCCUCUCUCUCUCUCCCUCUCU